AUGACUCUGAUCUCAAAGAUCCAGAACCCGACCCGUGAUCUGACCGAAGUAGGGGUGGUUUGUCGGAGUAUAUGGCGACGGCUUACACAGCUUAAUGGUCAGUGCCGACAUAUCCCAAGAGAAGCGAAUGGUGCAGCUCACAUCAUGGCGAGAGCGUUGACUCCUUGGGGAGAGAGAGUGGUUUGGUUUGAUACUCCACCAAUUUGUUUGAUUGAUCAAUUACAGCUCGAUGAUGUAACGACAGGAAUUGAUUAA
Molecule: messenger RNA, 255 nt
Organism: Linum tenue
Lineage: Eukaryota; Viridiplantae; Streptophyta; Magnoliopsida; Malpighiales; Linaceae
Source: the annotation of a GenBank genome assembly